Molecule: messenger RNA, 1937 nt
Organism: Perca fluviatilis (European perch)
Lineage: Eukaryota; Metazoa; Chordata; Actinopteri; Perciformes; Percidae
Gene: slc49a4
Product: solute carrier family 49 member 4
Exons: 11
Cellular component (GO): membrane; intracellular membrane-bounded organelle
Source: RefSeq, a predicted model, not a curated record
AGUGACAGCAACAGAAGCUAUCGGCUGGAUUUGUUUUUGGUCGACAGAACCCCGGCGAGACGUCCAUUUCCCGUUGUUAUACAGCCCUUAAACCCGGAAUUUGAACAGAACUGACUAACAGACAGCUACUAUGGGUGCCGGUUCGAGCACAGAGGCCGAAAGGGAGCCGCUGCUCGUCCCUUCACAUGCGGAGACAAACAGUCCGCCAGUAAACAGCAGAGUGUACGGGAGAAGAUGGCUGGUUCUGACCCUGUUUUCCCUGCUAGGACUCAUGCAGGGGAUGGUGUGGAACUUCUGGGGUCCCAUCCAGAACUCGGCCGUUCACGCGUACGGCUUCACCAAGUCUGACAUCGCAGUUCUGGUGCUGUGGGGCCCGGUGGGUUUCGUCCCCUGGCUGUUGUUUAUGUGGUUAAUGGAUAAAAAAGGUUUGCGGGCGUCCCUCCUCCUCUCUGCGUUCUUCAUGCUGUUAGGAGCAGCUUUAAGGAGCAUCCCUCUGACAGACCAGCAUUUUAGAAAAUGGUUGAUACACGUAGGUCAGUUUCUGAACGGUUUAGCCGGCCCAACCAUAAUGAGCGCUGGCCCCUUCCUCUCCACCACAUGGUUCGCCCCUGACCAGAGAGCCACCGCAACUGCAGUGGCCUCACUCUUCUCCUACCUGGGAAGCGCUGCUUCGUUUGUAAUAGGACCUCUGGUUGUGCCAGCCCCCAACAACACCCAGGCAGCAGCCACGAUGGUAGCAGCAGUUUCCGACAGCUCCAUCCGGGACAGAAUCCAGCUGGUUAUGUAUGCAGAGUUGGCUGCAAUUGCUGUGCUUUUUGCGGCCGUCCUGCUGUAUUUCCCAUCACGGCCACCGAUGCCUCCCAGUGUGGCCGCUGCAAGCCAGAGACUCAGUUACAGGAGCAGCAUCUGCAGACUUCUUAGUAACCUGCGGUUCCUGAUGAUUGCACUGGCCUAUGCAGUCCCCACAGGAGUGAUUGCUGGCUGGGCAGGAGUUCUCGACAUGGUACUUACACCAGCCAAAGUCAGCCAGGUGGACGCAGGCUGGAUUGGUUUCUGGUCGAUUGUUGGUGGAUGUGUGUUUGGAGUGGCAAUGGCCAGGUAAGCUACUUUUUUAACACUUCUUACUAAAACAGUAACUCUUUUAAUUACUUCAGGUCGUACAAUUUGGGGGACUUUGUAUACAGUGACAUGCCAACACAGUUCAUCCCAUGUUCCUCUCCUGCUGUCCAUUCUGUACACUUCCUGCAUCCUGGUGGGCAUUUUCAUUAACAGCAGCGUGCCAAUAUUCUUCGAACUCUUCAUCGAGACCGUGUACCCGGUCCCUGAAGGCAUCACCUGUGGAGUGGUCACUUUCCUGGGGAACCUGGUCACCGGUCUCCUCCUCUUCUUUCUCACUUUUUACUGUACAGAUCUAUCGUGGUUAAACUGGUGUCUAACCGGCUCCUGUCUCUUCAGCCUCGUCCUCAUCCUCUUCUUCAGGGAGUCUUAUGACCGCCUCUACCUGGACGUCUUUGUGUCUGUUUGACAUUGCUGAGGACAACAAAUACCCACAACAACUUCUCAAUAAAGAACUGAAUAAUUAUUCUUGCACAAAGAGGAGGAGAAAAAAGGAGACGAAGGGAAAGUGGAAGGCCCACACUCUUUUAUAACUUAAGAUUUUAGGAUGUAAAUGUAUAUAUUGGUAACAGUGGUGAUGGAUUGCUGUUGUAUGGCUGCAGACGAGAACCACGAAGCGAUUCUGCACCAAUGUUUACUCUUUAUACGUGAUCGACUCAAUGCCAUAUGACUGUUUAACACAUCAUUAACUGUUUUUAUUUGUCAGUCUAUUUGUUUGUAUGUAAACAAACGUAUGUGAACGGUUUAAUUUUCCUAACCAGGCACAGUAUGACGGACUGUUAGUAGUUGUUGUUUACAGAUAAUGUACAAUUUAAAGUUGC